This is a messenger RNA of Penicillium verhagenii, 399 nucleotides long. RefSeq lists its product as uncharacterized. The coding region runs from base 1 to 399 and encodes 132 amino acids. The transcript has a single exon. The record is from RefSeq and is a predicted model, not a curated record. NCBI's taxonomy places the organism in Eukaryota, Fungi, Ascomycota, Eurotiomycetes, Eurotiales, Aspergillaceae.
AUGAAUAUAGGUCUUCUCUACGUUUCAGAGGAUCCUUCAGACUCGAAUGCAAACCUCACCCCCCUGACUUGGGACUUGGCUGCCAUCACGGACGAAUGUUGGAUUGCCAAUGCCAGCUACGUCAACAACAGUGCGGCCGGCUCGAUGUACAUUAUGGACGAGGAAAGCUAUGCUAUUGGCUUGCUCCCCAAAGCUAAAGCUGCCUAUAUAAAUGGCACUGUCUCGGGAUUUGCGCUGUUUGCCACACAACUAGUCUACAACAACGACAGUUUGCUCGAAGCACAAUUCUGGGCCAAGAAGACAGAUUUCGAUGGUGUCUAUGCUUUGACAUGGACUUUGGAUGAUGGUUCUCCUAAUGGAGAAUUCCCGGUUGUUGUCAAGGCCUCUGAAGACUCAUGA